Messenger RNA from Haliotis rubra (blacklip abalone), 1345 nucleotides. RefSeq names its product ubiquinone biosynthesis protein COQ4 homolog, mitochondrial-like. The record is from RefSeq and is a predicted model, not a curated record. Gene Ontology annotation, biological process: ubiquinone biosynthetic process. The transcript is spliced from 6 exons. NCBI's taxonomy places the organism in Eukaryota, Metazoa, Mollusca, Gastropoda, Lepetellida, Haliotidae. Gene Ontology annotation, cellular component: mitochondrion; mitochondrial inner membrane. The coding region runs from base 6 to 923 and encodes 305 amino acids.
UCAAAAUGGCGUCUUGUUGGCGAUUUCGGCCACUUGUCAAAUUUUCUUAUUGCAGAUAUAUGUGUCAGAGGCGAUUACAGAAGAAAUUUUUCUGUCAGCAGUCACAAGUCAUAAUAACACGUUCAAGGUCAUCUUUUACUGAGUCAGAAAACUUGGAUGAGGAUAACCGGCAUACAGAUGACACCUAUGGAGACAUGGGAAGACAGCAAGAUGACCUCUACCCUGGUCAUAUCCCAACUUCAUUCUUUCAGAAAUCUUUACUAGCAGUGGGAUCAGCAGCCAUGUGCAUCAUCAACCCUGCCAGAGAUGACAUGAUCUGUGCUUUGGGCGAGACAACAGGCUCUUUAGCUCUGCGCUAUGUGAGACAGAAGAUGUUGUCUGACCCUGUUGGUAGGCAGAUUCUGGAGGAAGAACCCUUGAUAACAACAGAGACAAUUUCAGUUCCCUACUUAGAGAGUCUACCUGACAACACAUUCGGAAAGGCCUACUGGAGAUUCCUUGACAAAAAUGGAUUCUCUCCUGAUGCACGACGACCUGUCAACUUUGUGGAUGACCGUGACCUUAUGUAUGUGAUGUUGCGGUAUCGACAGCUGCAUGAUCUGAUGCACACGCUGCUGGGAAUGCCUCCCAACAUGCUGGGAGAGGUGGUCGUCAAGUGGUUCGAGGCCAUCCAAACUGGUCUACCCAUGUGUACUCUGGGAGCUCUGGUGGGACCAGUAAGACUUGGGCCAAAACACCGACAGAAGUACCUAAGUACUUAUCUGCCCUGGGUUUUAAGGAGUGCCAACAAUUCCAACUUCCUGAUGUCUGUGUAUUUUGAAAAACACUUUGAGAAAGAUUUGGAUGAAUUUCGACAGGAGCUGAACCUAGAGCCUGCACCGGUCCCUUUGAUAAAGACUGGUGCUGGCACUGUGACAAAGUGAUUAAACUAUUAAUUCUACUUGUGUGAUGAAUCGUAUGGAUCGAUGCUCGUGCUGUUGAUCACUGGAUUGUUUAUCAAGACUCAAUAAUUUACAGACUGGUGCCAAAUAGCUGGAAUAUUGCUGAAUGUGGCGUGAAACCACAAACAAAAUCUACUUGUGUGGAUCGAUGCUCAUUCUGUUGAUCACUAGAUUGUCUGUCCAGGCUUGAUAAUUUACAGACUGGAGCCAAAUACAUGGAAUAUUGCUGAGUGGGGCUUAACCACAAACAAACAAAAUCUACUUGUGUGAUGGUACAGGAAUAAUGUCUUUUUGGAAUAAUGGAGAAUACAGACAGACAUUAUCUUUGUGCUCUAUGAGGCAGACCAGGCCACUACAUGUUCAUCAGCCAGCCUCAAGUUUGAAUAAAUUAACGUUUUCUUAAA